Saccostrea cuccullata (small rock oyster) is the source of this 1120-nucleotide messenger RNA. RefSeq lists its product as uncharacterized. The coding region runs from base 17 to 1072 and encodes 351 amino acids. Gene Ontology annotation, molecular function: G protein-coupled receptor activity. The record is from RefSeq and is a predicted model, not a curated record. The transcript has a single exon. Lineage: Eukaryota; Metazoa; Mollusca; Bivalvia; Ostreida; Ostreidae. Gene Ontology annotation, biological process: G protein-coupled receptor signaling pathway. Gene Ontology annotation, cellular component: membrane.
GCUUCCCACCUGAAUCAUGGCUUUCCAAAACAACACAACUGAAUUAAAUUACACGUAUGGUUGGAUAAAUUCAAAUCGAGGAUCUGUAGCUGAAAUAUUUGGAAUGAUUUGCACAAAAUACAUAGCACCUCCCAUCUGUGUUUUUGGAAUACUAGGUAAUUCUUUCAGCCUUGUAGUCUUGUUGCGGAAGUCUCUAAAACAAUCCCCAUAUAUCAAUUUGAAGGCUCUGACCAUUGUUAAUCUAUUGGCUUUACUUCUUUCUUUUCCCUACAUGAUAUACGGAGAAAAUUCAAGAGAAUAUGGAUGGAUGUGGUACAACAUCUACAUUUUCAUUCCUUUUGUCAGCUUUCUAACUGCCACUAGUAUUUGGAUUGUUGUACUGAUGACCAUUGAACGCUUUAUGUAUGUGAAAUUUCCUCUUCGCGCAAAAGGACAAUGUGGUCGAACAGGAACCAUAACUCGAAUAUUUAUCCUAUCAUUGUUAUCAUUUAUUAUAUCGAUUCAUAAAUUUUUCCAGUAUGAACUAGAUUCUGUCAAGGUAAGAUACAAGAAGACUUCAUUUACAAAAAGUGAAAUGUCGCACGUUAUUGAAAUAACUAUAAUGGUGAUUAUUCAUUUCAUACCGUUAAUGGUUUUAGUGGUUGUGAACACAUUGUUAGUGAGCACAGUACGUCGGGCCAGGACCCGGAGGUUGACUUUGAACCUGCGCAAUAACCAGGAGGGAGGUUGGCAGAAGGACGAGAGGCGCUUUACUGUCACACUCGUCAGCAUAGUGAUUCUGAACAUCUGUUUUAUUGGACCAACAACCAUCACAGACAUACUGUAUUUAAGCACAAUCCACCGACACAAUAACGAUAUAAUAACGACUAUUUCAGUCUUGCGUCAGUUUUCAAAUGUUCUCUUAUGGUGUUGCCUGUCGUUUAAUUUUGUGCUGUUUUGUACUUUUAAUAAGAGGUUUUUACAGGCUGUGAAAGACACUUUACAGUUCCAUAGAUUUCACAGAUUUCGAAGGAACCGUUCUAUGAAAUCGUCAGAGAUGACGUUUUUGCGUUCAACAAACUUCGACAGCUAAUCAUUCAUUCCCAAUUGAGAUUUUAAUAAAUAUGAUAAUUAAACGAUA